This is a messenger RNA of Melospiza melodia melodia, 1091 nucleotides long. Its product is annotated as ras-related protein Rab-7L1-like. Bases 249 to 650 code for a protein of 133 amino acids. Gene Ontology annotation, molecular function: GTP binding; GTPase activity. NCBI's taxonomy places the organism in Eukaryota, Metazoa, Chordata, Aves, Passeriformes, Passerellidae. Gene Ontology annotation, biological process: endosome to lysosome transport; phagosome-lysosome fusion. Gene Ontology annotation, cellular component: phagocytic vesicle; lysosome; late endosome. The record is from RefSeq and is a predicted model, not a curated record. The transcript is spliced from 3 exons.
UACAGUUUUUCUGUGUUUCUCUGUGGCUUUUCCACGAUUCCAUGACCUGACCCCUGCCCAGCCCACACCCCAAAUCCCCCCACUAACCAGAAAUCCUCACUGCCAGCUGCAAAACCACCCCCCCAAACACCCCAUCUACCUAGAUAACACCCCCCAAACACCCAAUCCACCUGCACAACCCCCCAAAUUACCAACCCUGGCUGGGUUUCUCUCUGGUUCUGACCCAAGGGCAGGAACGUUUCACCUCCAUGACCCGCCUGUACUACAGGGAGGCCUCAGGCUGUGUCAUCAUGUUUGAUGUCACCAACAGCAGCACCUUCAGCAACAGCCACAAGUGGAAGCAGGACCUGGACAGCAAACUGGUGCUGCCAGAUGGGAGCCCCGUGCCCUGCCUGCUGCUGGCCAACAAGUGUGACCUUUCCCCGUGGGCAGUGACCAGGGAGGAAAUCGACAGGUUCAGCAAAGAAAAUGGAUUUUCAGGGUGGGUGGAGACGUCUGUGAAGGAAAACAAAAAUAUCAACGAGUCCAUGAGGGUUCUGAUUGAGAAGAUGAUGUCCUCUCCCUCGGGCGAUGGCAGCUCCUGCUCUGCUGGCUCUGGGGAUUACAUCAACAUCAAGGAGACCUCUCCUCCAGGCUGGGCCUGCUGCUGAGGCUGCUGGCACGCUGUGCCCUCAUCAUCAUCAUCAUCAUCAUCAUCGUCAUGGUCGCCUCUCCCUGGACUCUCCCUGGUUUGGGGUUUUUUUCCUGGGAUUUUGAACUCUUCAGUGCUGUUUGCUCAGCACAGCCCUGAGCAGCGCCUUGGAGCGAGGGGUGGAGGAGGAGGAGGGGGAAUGUUCCUGAUUUGGGAAUGUUCCUCACUUGGGAAUAUUGCUCAUUUAUUAAUAUCCCUGAUUUGGGAAUGUUCCUCACUUGGGAAUAUUGCUCAUUUAUUAAUAUCCCCGAUUUGGAAUGUUCCUCACUUGGGAAUAUUGCUCAUUUAUUAAUAUCCCUGAUUUGGGAAUGUUCCUCAUUUGGGAAUGUUCCUCAUUUGGGAAUAUUGCUCAUUUAUUAAUAUCCCUGAUUUGGGAAUGUUCCUCAUUUGGGAAUGUUCC